Molecule: messenger RNA, 1416 nt
Organism: Asterias rubens (European starfish)
Lineage: Eukaryota; Metazoa; Echinodermata; Asteroidea; Forcipulatida; Asteriidae
Product: isochorismatase domain-containing protein 1-like
Exons: 5
Coding region: 15-611 (198 amino acids)
Cellular component (GO): cytoplasm
Source: RefSeq, a predicted model, not a curated record
GUCAAAGUAAAAAGAUGGCGGCGCCCACUAAACUCGGAAAUUUGGCAGGGGAUUCCACACUGUUUUUCUUGUGUGAUAUGCAGGAGAAAUUCAAGCCCGCUAUCCAGUUCUUCACAGAAAUAGUUGAAGUGGCGAAAAGACUAACUGAGACUUCCAGGAUUUUGGAGAUUCCACUGAUCGUCACUGAGCAGUAUCCAAAAGGCCUCGGGAGCACCGUGCCAGAACUGGACAUUAAACACGCAGUGGGAGUCUUCCCCAAGACAAAGUUCUCGAUGCUCUUGCCCCCUGUGGAGGAGGAACUGCAAAGGAGACCAAAUGUGAAAGCAGUCGUUCUCUUUGGUAUCGAGGCUCAUGUAUGCGUUCAGCAGACUGCUCUUGAUCUUCUUGCUAAGGGUUUAGACGUCCACGUUGUCGCUGAUGCUUGCUCUUCUCGUAGCAUGAUGGAUCGCCAGUUUGCUUAUAAGAGAUUACGACAGGCCGGAGCAAUAAUUACAACAAGCGAGGCAGUCAUAUUCCAACUGCUGGGAGACUCCAAACAUCCCAAAUUCAAAGAAGUGCAAGCCUUGGUAAAAACUGUUGCACCUGUGUCGGGUCUGGCGCCUAAUUUAUAGUUUUAAGUUUGGUAUUACAACAAAUAAUGAUUUUAAUAAUCCUUAUUUUCCACUGUAUAACUGAAGGCAAUAUUAACACAAGCCUAUGUAAUCAAAACACUGAAAAAUUGUUUGUGAAUAAUAUUUUUUAAAUUUUUUUGUUGAUGCGGUCUGGGUUUCAACCCUAGAACCCUAGCAAAGUCUAUAUCAACGGCUAAACAAAAUUCAACUUAUCCAUAAGAUUGCAUAAUAAGUCGCAAGGUUUUGGUUUGCCUGCAGAAUUCCUGUCAUAGAAGGAGAUGCCAGGGUCACCUAGAUCAUCAUAAAUUGAAUAAAAAGUAAUUUAUGAGUAAAUUUGCACAUUUUUGUUUUGUUGAUUUGGGGUAAUGUGUUAAACGCAUUGUCCUCUGUUUCUAAUAUCCCUCGCCAUUUGAACAAAACAAAAACAGCUUUGAUUGCCAAGAAAAUGUAAGAUUGCCAAGAAAAGCAUUAAUUUCAGACUAUUUUUAUACUGAACCUAUACGGAUGAAAUAAUAAUUCAGCUUUUCAAAAAAGCUCAUGUUUGUUUUGUUAAUGUUAAGUGAUGCAUCCUACCCAUAGAGCUAUAUAUAGUGACUAGAGCCCUAACUUGCUCUGCGUGUUGAAGCCACCCUAGGCGUAGACAAUUUUUUUUAAUUCGGCGUGUGCGCUUCCGUACGCAACCCAUUCGUCCGCGCUACAAAAACCGUAAGUUUGACUUAAUUGCCGUAUAAAAUUUCAAGCUUUUGUAUUGGUUUCUACAUAAACAUGGAUGCGCCCACACGGCUUCAAAACCUAAGUGCGUGUA